Molecule: messenger RNA, 1434 nt
Organism: Pelagomonas calceolata
Lineage: Eukaryota; Pelagophyceae; Pelagomonadales; Pelagomonadaceae
Source: the annotation of a GenBank genome assembly
CUAGCUUCGCGGCUUUGAACUUUUGAGACCGCCGCGCUGACCGCAUUUGUGCCCAACGCCGGCGGAGACAACCGGCAGCGCUCUAAAUCCAAUCGCUGCACUGCGCUGCGGCGCUGAACGAGCAUCCGUGCGAAGUGCACAACACAAUGGAUCCUGACCUGCUACAGCAGCGCCUGCGCGAGGCGCGCGCCGGCCAGCAAUCGACUACCUGCGCAUCACUGCCUCCGGAGUUACUCGCAAGCAUUGUCGAAUUCGCGUUUCCCUACAAUCACAAUCAUCAUUACACCUCGUGGAGCGGCUCAUGGCUAGGCAGCUUUCUACGCAUGGGCUGCAUCAAUUCUUCCUUUCUAGAGAGCCUGAAGUACGUCACCAUGCUGCAGAUCGACUUGAGCUACCGGCUCUUCCGGCGGUUUCCGACAGUGCCUAACGGGGUAAUGCUUCCCGCGCGCUACGACGCAGACGUAAGGCGGUGGUGCGACAUCGCGAGCCGCCGACUGCGACAUGUACUCAUCGUGACGGAGUGUGGAGGGGGGAACGCGUUCAAUCCCGUCCAGACGAAGCAUAUUGUGGACUGCGUCGCCUCUUUCCCAAACGUGUGUGAAUUUACCUUGAACAAUACGGAGACGGUCUCUACCUGCAUGUCACUCUCUGCGGCACUGCGCGCGGGGCGGUUCAGCAUUCUCCAGAAACUUACUAUAGAUGGUGCCGGUGACAUGUGCAUUCUAAAAAAAACAACUUCUUCAACGUUCAACGUGAGGCGGAUAGCGAAGUUCGCCUUCCAAGAGCUCAUCUCCGUGCUCCCGCCCGACCGAGGCAUUGAGUGCUUGGUUGAAGGGGUAUUUCCGGAGCUGAUGGAAAUCGGCGACGAGACUUCUUGGGGCCUGUGGGCCGCGACGUUCUUCAGCCUGGUCGGAAAGGGCGUGGACGUGCGUUCACGACCGAUCCUUGGUGAAAUUGCGUACAUGCAUCAGAAUAGCUACGAGGGCUUCCGAGAGUCUCUCGACGGGAUGAGGACGUUCUACGGCACCGUCGAGCUGCUGCUCACGGAACACGGCGUCGAUCCUAAUGCUCCUUAUGACGUUGCGCAUUGGAUGUCUCGCACUCCGCUGUGGAUGAUAUUGGACUCGCUCGCGGAGACGAUUGAGGUUGUUCAGAGUGAUCUUCUGGCCGAGGCUGACCCGGAGGUCGACUCUGAUUUUGAACCGGAGAUUGAUUCCGAGCUGGUCGUGCCGAUGCUUCGUUUCUUCAUGCGCACCGUCGACCUGCUCGUCCGGCACGGCGCGAGGAGCACGAGGGCCGACUGCGUGACGCGUUCCGGACGCGAUGACACUACAUUGCAUCCCUGGAUCCUCGCGCGCCCCGACUGCACGCAGGCGAUCCGGGACGCGGUGGCCCGGGGGGAGCUGUUCCAUGACAAACAUGGAUGAUAAAGAC